Messenger RNA from Plutella xylostella (diamondback moth), 836 nucleotides. RefSeq lists its product as uncharacterized. NCBI's taxonomy places the organism in Eukaryota, Metazoa, Arthropoda, Insecta, Lepidoptera, Plutellidae. Gene Ontology annotation, cellular component: nucleus. The record is from RefSeq and is a predicted model, not a curated record. Gene Ontology annotation, biological process: proteasome-mediated ubiquitin-dependent protein catabolic process; protein ubiquitination.
AGUAAAUCAAAAUGGCCACCCAUCGUUUCAGCGACUGAAUGUUUUCAUUUCCGUAGAAAAUAACAUUAUCAAAGAAAAGAAGAAUAAAUCCAAGAUAACAAUUAAAAUGAGCGGUCGCUUCUACCACAGUGACGACAAAGGGUCGUCUCGAUCAACGCGUGAUGAUUCUAGGAGUCGGCCGUAUGAGCGAGAGCGCAGAGAGGGCUCCCGCAAACACACUCGCUCGCGGUCGCGGUCUCCGAGGGCCCGCCCGGAGCGCUCCCGGUCCCCGCGGCCGCGCUCCCCCGACGCACGGAGCCGCCGCCCGGAGCCCGACAGGCGACGAGACCUGAGCGAUGACCACCGAAGGCGCUGCAGCUCGUCGCCUGAGGAGGAGAUCCCCGCGCCGCCGCCGCCGCCGCGCAUCACUAAGGUAGCUCCAAUUAAGAUGAGCUUAGGUGGUGCUUCCAAGUCAACUGUAGCUCCUAAGCCCACGGUGGCGUCGGUCUUCAACAGUGAGGAUGAUGAUGAGCCUGAAGAGAUGCCUGCUGAAGCCAGGAUGAGGAUGAGAAACAUUGGACGUGAGACUCCAACAUCUGCUGGUCCCAAUUCCUUUGGUAAAACCAAACAAGGCUUCUGCGAUGCCAAGAAAGUAUUUGAGAAGAAUCUGAAGGAAGCCCUGGACACAGCCCAGCGGCCGGCCGUCCCCAAGUUCCCACAAACCAUUUACAAAUUGAAGUGACCAUUGCCUUUCUAGUAUUGAGACUCCAAUCUUUGUACAAAUUAUGUCAUUUUCUGUAAGAUAGCUUGUCAUGUAAGUUUAGAAAUCUUUUUGAAAGAUAUUUUAAAUGUUGUUU